This is a messenger RNA of Oldenlandia corymbosa var. corymbosa, 2221 nucleotides long. The record is from the annotation of a GenBank genome assembly. Lineage: Eukaryota; Viridiplantae; Streptophyta; Magnoliopsida; Gentianales; Rubiaceae.
AAUACCAAGUCCAUCUUGAAUUUUCUCACUAGCAUUUUUACAAUCUUGGCGCCGGCGCCAAAGUUCAGAGUGACGAUGAAUUGAAAUGAGAUGAAAGCGUUCAGGAUCCAGAAAUUGAAGAUCCUUCAUCCCAAAUUUGCUCGUCGGAAUUUUUUUCUUUCUACUGCUGUUAAUUUUUGUGAGUUAGAACCCCCAGAACCUGAAAAAUACCACGUUUGGCGCAGCUUCAACAGAAUAUCACUCCAGAGUUUGCACCAGAUCAUCCAAAAAUGUGCAAUAGAAAGAACAAUCCACCAAGGGAAGGUUUGCCAUGCCCAAAUCAUCAAGAUGGGAUGGAUAUCGGAGAAUGUUACUUCGAAUAUUCUCAUCAAUGCGUAUGCAAAAUGUGGCUGGCUGGCUGAUGCUCGGAAACUGUUCGACGAAAUGUGUUACAGAACCCUUGUUUCCUGGAACACUAUAAUUGGUGCCUACACCCAGAAUGGAUAUGCUGAAGAGGCUCUCAUUCUUCUGAAGGAGAUGCACCGACAUGGGAUGUCCCAAUUCAGUGAAUUCACCAUUUCAGGCGUUCUUUGUGCUUGUGCUGCGAAACUGGCCUUGAUUGAGUGCAAACAGUUGCAUGCUUUUGCGACAAAAGUUUCGCUUGAAACCAAUAUUUAUGUUGGUACCAGUCUUGUUGAUGUCUAUGGCAAGUGUAGUUUAAUAGAGGAUGCGGCUCGGGUUUUCGAGUGCAUGACAGAUAGAAAUGAUGUUACUUGGACUUCGAUGGUCGUUGGGUUCGUGAAAAAUGAGCUUUAUGAGGAAGCUUUUGUGCUGUUUAGAAGAGCACAGAGAGCCGGCUUAGAGUAUAACCAGUUUACUGUGUCUUCUGUGCUUUCAGCUUGUGCAGCUUUGGCUGCUUUGAUUGAAGGGAAUCAAGUGCAUGCUGUUGCUUGGAAACAUAAUUUUGCUGACAAUAUCUACAUAGCUUCCACUCUUAUAGAUUUGUACGCAAAAUGUGGGAUGAUUGAAGAUGGCUAUGCUAUUUUCUCAUCUACGGAUGAGAAGAACAUUGUGUUGUGGAAUGCUAUGGUUUCAGGGUUCGCUAGGCAUGGUAGAUCUUUAGAAGCUAUGAUAUUAUUUGAAAAAAUGCAACUAACUGGUUUGUUUCCAAAUCAAGUUACUUAUAUAUCGGUGCUCUCUGCGUGUUGCCACAUGGGUUUAGUUGAAGAAGGGAGGAAAUACUUUGACAUGAUCACUGCAGAGCAUAAUAUGUCUCGGAAUGUCUUCCAUUAUUCCAUCAUGGUGGACAUUCUAGGCAGGAGUGGUCUAGUUCAAGAAGCUAAGAAUUUGAUAGAUGAAAUGCCAUUUGAAGCUACCCCUUCCAUGUGGGGAUCGCUUUUAGCAGCCUGCAAAGUACAUAAGAAUGUUGAGCUGGCGGAAGUAGCAGCUAAACAUUUGUUUGAGAUGGAACCAGAUAAUGCGGGAAAUCAUGUCUUACUCUCCAAUGCAUAUGCCUCAAGGAGAAGGUGGGAGGAUGUUGCGUUGGCCAGGAAACGUCUCAAAGAUAGUAAAGUCAAGAAAGAGAGGGGCAAGAGUUGGAUUGAAGUUCAGGGCCAGGUUCAUGUAUUUAUAGCCGGAGAGCGGCUUCAUCCAAGGAUUGCUGAAGUAUACACGAGGCUUGAUGGUUUUGUUGAGGAAAUGAAGGAGCAAGGCUAUAAAGGUGCAAAUGAACAUGAACUGCAUGAUGUGGAUGAGAACAGAAAGCAGGAACUACUGAAGCACCACAGUGAAAAACUAGCUUUUAUUUUCGGGUUAAUGUCCUUACCUUCAGGGGUGCCUAUAAGAAUCAUGAAGAACCUUAGGAUAUGUGGUGAUUGUCAUUCUUUUAUGAAGAUGGCGUCCGGCAUCAGCGAAAGGCAGAUCAUUGUCAGGGAUAACAACCGAUUUCACCAUUUCAGAAAUGGGGUUUGCUCCUGUGGCGAUUUCUGGUAGUAGGCUGAAUUCGGAUGCACUGCGGUUUUGGUAGGAAACGUAACUAGGAUCCUCUAGACAUCCUGUCUAGAUGAAAGGAUUGACUGUGGGAUGGGAUGACCAGUCGACAUACAAUUUCAACAACAGAAUAAAUAUUUUUUGACAUUUACAUAAUUACAUUGAUACCUACAAAUGAAAGAAAUUUUUUUAAUCUAAUAGGUAUUAAAAAGUUCAAUAAUUAUGUGUCUCAAGGUAUUUAUUUUGAAUGGCU